CGUCAAUUCCUUUCGACCCGUUGAGGAAGGGAUUUUCGUGUCAUGGUAUAUCAUACACCCCAAGAAACUAUCAAGUACAGUAUUUGCGCUUGAGAUCCUGAGUAUAAAUGAUUACCGAUUCCCAUUCAAGUUACACACGGAAAAUCCUUUGUGCCCCGCCAAUUAUCGGUAGAGCCAGACCAUGGAGAACAUUGUCUCUGUCACUCUCGGCAAGGUAGAAAACCUCUGGUUCAACAUCGUAUCAUCAUACUCUCCGCUGUCGAUCGAAUUCAUAGGGACGCUUCUUGUUCAGACAACCUUCGUUUGGCUCCUCUCUUUGUGUUAUAUCUCGCUUGAUACCCUUUUCCCAUCCUUCUCCCAGAGGCACAAAAUCCAGCCGGCGGCUAGACAACCUUCUCGCCAUGAUAUCUGGCGCUGUGUCGUGGUCGUAGCGCAGAAUCAGGUGCUGAUGUCGAGCAUUCAUCUUAUUCAACUGCUUGCGCUCAAUCGUCUCGGCUACCGAUCGUCCGCGUACCGUGUCGAGGCUUCAUUUCCAACCGUGACAGAGGUUUUUCGCGACAUCAUCCUCAGCGGUCUCAUGAGGGAAGUGAUAUACUAUUAUAACCACCGUUUGCUCCAUAGUAGUUCGCGUUUAUAUAUUCAGAUUCACAAGAAGCACCACCAAUUCACUGCGCCCUUCGCUCUCGCAACUCAAUUUGCACAUCCACUUGAGCAUCUUCUUACCAAUGUACUCCCAGUUACUCUACCGCCGGAAAUGUUGGGCAGCCAUGUGUUGACAUUUUGGAUUUCCAUGGCCCUCCACUUGUUCAGCGCAGUAACCGUACAUAGCGGAUACGAUUUCUUCAACAACAUGGCAAAGGCGCAUGAUUUGCAUCAUGAGAAGUUCAACUUGCAUUAUGGGACGAUGGGUCUUCUUGACUGGAUCCAUGGGACAGAUAAACAUAAGAAGGACCGAAAGGAGUAGUAUUGGGGAUUUUUUUUUGUAUGUGUAUUAUUAUAUUGAUGAUAUUUAACAGAUGUCUUUAUGUAACUUGCUGGCCAAUUUGGCUGUUGUGUUCACUUGCUCCAAACCCCAGCGAGAAAUUUGAAGAUCAUGUCGACAGGACGAUUCGAGGUCGAUGCAUACGAGGUCUGAAAGUCUGUCUAGUAGACGUAACUUUCAUCCUGCGAGGCUGAAAGGAUAUGUCGAAGCAUUCAUGAGACCCUGGAAACAAGACGUGGACAUGUCCCGAAAUUCACCUUCUAUGAUAAAUCCAUCUAUUUCCACAAGUCAAUGAAUUACCUAAC
Molecule: messenger RNA, 1287 nt
Organism: Aspergillus wentii DTO 134E9
Lineage: Eukaryota; Fungi; Ascomycota; Eurotiomycetes; Eurotiales; Aspergillaceae
Product: sterol desaturase family protein
Exons: 3
Coding region: 182-964 (260 amino acids)
Biological process (GO): ergosterol biosynthetic process
Molecular function (GO): C-4 methylsterol oxidase activity; iron ion binding
Source: RefSeq, a predicted model, not a curated record